Dromiciops gliroides (monito del monte) is the source of this 5082-nucleotide messenger RNA. RefSeq names its product phenylalanine hydroxylase (gene PAH). Gene Ontology annotation, molecular function: iron ion binding; phenylalanine 4-monooxygenase activity. Gene Ontology annotation, biological process: L-phenylalanine catabolic process; L-tyrosine biosynthetic process. NCBI's taxonomy places the organism in Eukaryota, Metazoa, Chordata, Mammalia, Microbiotheria, Microbiotheriidae. The record is from RefSeq and is a predicted model, not a curated record.
UUUGCCCUGGACUGUCAUAGCAAAGCUAGUCUCCUCUGGCCCUAGCUUCCAGAAGCCCUUGACUCUGCCAGAGCUAGCCUUGGAGGAGGACCAGUCAUGUCCACUACCUCUGUGGGCUGCAUCGGGUUUGACAGGAGAAGCUCCCAGGGAACCAGUUAUAUUGGGGAAAAUGCUAACCAGAAUGGUGUAAUAUCCCUGAUCUUCUCUCUCAAAGAAGAAGUUGGGGCACUGGCCAAAGUCUUGCGUCUAUUUGAGGAGAAUGAUGUAAAUCUGACCCAUAUUGAAUCCAGACCUUCCCUUCUAAACAAAGAUGAGUAUGAGUUCUUCACCAACCUAGACAAUCGGAGUGUCCCUGCUCUUGAUGACCUCAUCAGGAGCUUGAGACAUGAAAUCGGUGCCACUGUCCAUGAGCUUUCCCGGGAGAAGAAGAAAGACACAGUGCCAUGGUUCCCAAGAACAAUCCAGGAGCUUGAUAGAUUUGCCAACCAGAUUCUCAGCUAUGGGGCUGAAUUGGAUGCAGAUCACCCAGGGUUUAAAGAUCCCGGGUACCGACCAGGAGGGAGCAAUUUGGCCGGCAUUGCCUACAACUACAGACAUGGACAGCCUUUCCCAAGAGUAGAGUACACUCAGGAAGAGAAGAAAACAUGGGGCUUGGUAUUCAAGACCCUGAAGUCUUUAUAUAACUCAUGCUGCUAUGAGCACAACCACAUCUUCCCUCCUGAAAAGUAUUGUGGGUUUCGAGAAGACAACAUUCCACAGCUGGAGGAUGUUUCUCAGUUUCUACAAAGCUGCACUGGAUUUCGCCUGCGACCUGUGGCUGGUCUGCUGUCCUCUAGGGACUUCCUGGGUGGCCUGGCAUUUCGGGUCUUUCACUGCACACAAUACAUCCGACAUGGAUCUAAGCCGAUGUACACACCAGAACCUGACAUCUGCCAUGAGCUGUUAGGGCAUGUUCCAUUGUUUUCUGAUCGGAGUUUUGCUCAAUUUUCCCAGGAAAUUGGCCUGGCUUCUUUGGGUGCCCCUGAUGAAUACAUCGAGAAACUUGCAACGAUAUAUUGGUUUACUGUGGAGUUUGGACUCUGCAAACAAGGUGAUUCCAUAAAGGCAUAUGGUGCUGGGCUCCUGUCCUCAUUUGGAGAAUUACAGUACUGCUUAUCUGAUAAACCCAAGCUUUUGCCCCUGGAGCUAGAAACAACAGCGAUCCAGGAGUACCCUGUCACCGAAUUCCAGCCUGUGUAUUUUGUGGCUGAGAGCUUCAGUGAUGCCAAAGAGAAAGUGAGGAGCUUUGCCUCAACAAUUCCUCGACCCUUCUCAGUGCGUUACGACCCCUACACCCAAAGGAUCGAGGUUUUGGAUAAUGCCAACCAGCUCAAAAUCCUGGCAGACUCCAUCAACUGUGAAUUUGGAAUCCUCUGCAGUGCCCUUCAGAAAAUAAAAUGAAGAUGUGUGCCAGAUUCUGGAGUGUCAACUUGCUGACUAUGUGCAUGGAAGUCCAGAGUGUUCUUGAAUUAUCCUAUUUGAAACUUCAGAGUUGUCCAUUUUUUUUUUACAAGUAGUCAAAAGCUAGACAUAUUUCCUUUCAUUUGAAAUGACUGCAUACUAGCACACACAAUUCUGUCCUAUUGACCUUUCUGAAUCCUCUGAUUGGGAAAAAAUCAUUCCUCUUUCUCCUGUCUAGUUUUGGCUUAGUGAUCUCCCAUAUUCAUAGUGAGGUUAGUAUACAUUUAGGAUACCAAUUAUUCAAAGUGGCAAAAAGUAACAGAUUUUGUUAAUCAAGACCCAGGUUAAAAUUUUCCCUCUUGCACUCAAUAGUUGUAUAAGCCUGUGGUAGUCACUUCUCCCUGACCUCUUGGCCUGAGUUCCCUGAUCUAUCACAUGGAGGAAUGUUGGAUUUAACUUCAUUCAACAUGAUUUCAUUAAGCACCUACCAUAUGUCAGGUGUUGGAGAUUAUAGGACAAAACCCAAACAGUCCUUUGUCCCAAGGAGUUUACAUUCUAAUGGGGGGAGGUGUGAUGCAGGGGAGAGGGACGGCACCAGCAAUUUAAUUGGUAUAGGGAACUCCCAGGUGAGAAAUCUUCCUCUAUCAAUGCAAGUUAGCAUCUACUCUCAAAUUUAAAGUCCUGAAGAUUUGCCUAAGGCACCAAGAGGAUAAGGAAAUAAGUGGACACAGAUAAGGAAAUAUAAAACAUACACCCAAUUUCAGGGAGAGUGAAAAGCAUAAAAAUGGGAUUGAAAGAAUUGGUACUUACCUCCUAGGAAUUUAGAAUGAGCAGUGUUGGGGCAGCUAGGUGGCGCAGUGAAUAGAGCACUGGCCCUGGAUUCAGGAGGACCUGAGUUCAAAUCCGUCCUCAGACACUUAACACUUACUAGCUGUGUGACCCUGGGUAAGUCACUUAACCCCAAUUGCCUCACCAAAAAAAAAAAAAAAAUUAGCACUGUCAAGGACUUCAGAGGUCAUCUUAUCUAACCUGCUCAUUUUUACAGAUGACGAAACCAAGUACCAUAAAGAUGAAGUUCUUUGUCUAAGGGACAAGUAGCAGAAUCAGGGAUUUGAAUCCAAAUCCUCUGACUUUAGAGCCUAUGGUUUUACCAAUAUGCUAGGCUGUCUCUCCAAUGUAGAUUUCAUAGUGUUGGUAUAUGGUCCAACUGAGAGAAGAUAUCCAAAGUACUUUGCAACCCUUAAAAUUUUAUGUAAAGAUCAGCUUCUUUAUUAUUUUAUCGGCCUGUGAUUUAUUACUUUGUCAGCCUGAUUAUGAACUCCUGAAAGAUUUGUUCUGCUCAGAUGUGAAGUACUACAACACACACACAUAUAACACAGAAUGUAUACACAUGUUUAUGUGCAUAUAAAUACACAUAUAAAAAGCAUAUAUAUGAUGAAUCACAUGUCACAGGCACACACAUACAUAUAUGCAUAUAUGUGUGUGUGAAUGUAUGUAUGUAUGAGAAUCAAACUUCCAGGCUCUGAUUUGAAUCUUAACUGACCCAAUUUCCUACUCAAAUAAACAUCGCUUCCAGAUCAUGAUUCCUUUAAUCCAGAAGACCAUGAAGACAUGUUAAAAAUGUGCUGUUACAGAGAGUCCCCUGUAAUAGACACACUCUCAUUUUGUUGUCCUAUGAUCAAUAUUCCCGUGGAAGAUCGAGAGACUUUUACCUUAUGUAGUAUGAUUUUCCAAUAAGGACUGAAAACAUUUUUUAGAGCAGUCAGUUCACUGUGUGCUUUGGUCCUGGACCAUCCACAACUUGCAAUGGGUGUCUGCUCCCCAUGGUGGCAACAGUCAAGACAGAAAUCAGGCACACCUUUGUUAGAUAGCCUCAUGGUUUCAUUGUGUGGGGAAAAUAUUGAUUCAAAAAUGUAUACAAAUCUUUAAGCAGUUGCCUCCACCACACUGGGAGAAUCUAAUGAUAUUAAUCUGAGACAGAACCCUAAAAUGUGGCCUAAAGGUGCCUUUAUUAUAUAAGAUGGUAUCAGGGCAACUAGGUGGUACAUUGGAUAAAGCACCGGCCCUGGAUUCAGGAGGACUUGAGUUCAAAUCCAAACUCAGACACUUGACACUUACUAGCUGUGUGACCCUGGGCAAGUCACUCAACCCUCAUUGUCCACCUUCCCCCAAAAAAGAUGAUAUCCUACAUGGUAUAUAAGGUGGGACUGCCAUGCUCCUAUCCAUCUUUCUAUUUCUCCUCCAGUGUUUUUGUAGACCUGAGAGUCUGGCAUAGGUUCUAGAGGUAAAAUUAAAGUUUAUCCCCGGAAUGUAUCAACUGAAUUUAUCUUUCAAAUCUCAGAACUACGGGCUAGCUAGGUGCCUCAGUGGAUAGAGCACUGGCCCUGGAGUCAGGAGGACCCGAGUUCAAAUCGGGCCUCAGACACUUAACAUUUACUAGCUGUGUGACCCUGGGCAAGUCACUUAACCCCAAUUGCCUCACUAAAACAAACAAACAAAAACAAAUCUCAGAACUAGAAAGGAUCUGAGAGUUAAUCUCUUCCAUUCUCUUGUCAGAUACAUGAAUCCUUUAUAUAAAAUUUUUUUUAAUACUGGCCUACCUGAAAGGUGAUCAUAUAAUCAAGACCAUAUAGUCAUAUUGGGUAUCAAUACUUUUCUAUGCUGUUGGAAAAAGCUGGAGUUGGAGUCAAAUGGAUUUGGGUCUGAAUCUGAUCUUUGAUGCUAUGUAAUCCCAUAAAAAUAGCUUAACAUCUCUGAAACUCACAUCUGCAGAGAGAGAACAAUAUUUGUAAUACCCAUGCUAGGGGUUCUAAUGACCUUGUUCAUAAAAAAUAUCAGCCCUUAUUAGUAUGAAUUUUAAGCUUCAGUUGGUUGCACUUUAUGGAUCUUUAUUUUUUGUUGUAGACUACUUCAUUAGGAAGUGACUUUUUGCCUUUCAUUUAAAAGAUUGUUAGGUAAUUUAAACUAAAUUUUAGUCUUUGACACUGCUAAUUUUUAUAGACAAACAUUACAUACUAGAUGGGAUGCCUUCUCUGAAUUUUCAAUGUGUAAUUUACAUCACUGGAGGGAACAUCCUCAUUGAUGGAGUGCAUGGUUCUCUCUGGUAGGCUGAUCAUAGGUCAUAUAUUCCAGAGGGACUUCAGAGGCAGGCAAGUCCAUGCCCCCUCACUUUACACAGGAGGAAAGUGAGACUGAUGGAUGUGCAGUAACAUGCCCAAAGCCACGGCAGAGUAAAUACCAGCACAGUAUUUGAAUCUGGGUCCUCUGGCUUCAGAGUCAGUGCUCAUUCCACUGGGGCAUACAGCCUCAUCCAAAUCUUAUGGCUGUCUUUUCAAUGGUACCCAGUUUUUCCCCACUGUAUGAAGUUCAAUUUUACAGCAAUGUCUUAAAUGAGUGAUCUUUUAGCAACAGUAGCAAUCAGUUCCUAGAUACUUGAGGAUGUUCUUUAUAACUGAAGAAAUAUAUGAAAUGAUAAAAAUUUGUAUCUGUAUGAUAGCAACAGUGUCGUUGAUCAGGGAAUUCAACUUGUAAUUUUUUUAUGUCUGUAAUUCAACCUGGUUGAAAAGAACAGUCAUAUCAAAGUACAGAGAUUACUAUACUGGUUGUAUUUUGCAAAUAAACUAUUUUCCAGAGAAAAAGUAA